Telopea speciosissima is the source of this 1653-nucleotide messenger RNA. RefSeq names its product protein NRT1/ PTR FAMILY 6.2-like. The transcript has 4 exons. Gene Ontology annotation, molecular function: transmembrane transporter activity. Bases 1 to 1653 code for a protein of 550 amino acids. NCBI's taxonomy places the organism in Eukaryota, Viridiplantae, Streptophyta, Magnoliopsida, Proteales, Proteaceae. The record is from RefSeq and is a predicted model, not a curated record. Gene Ontology annotation, cellular component: membrane. Gene Ontology annotation, biological process: transmembrane transport; oligopeptide transport.
AUGGGAAUUGCUGGAAACCUUGUGACUUAUACAAGUGGGACGUUGCAUCUUCCUAGUGCAACUGGAGCCAACAUGGUAUCCAACUUUUUUGGCACUGGAUAUGUCUUGUGUUUGGUCGGUGGUUUUGUGGCUGAUUCUUACUUGGGUCGAUAUUGGACAAUUCUCAUUUCCGCAGUCAUCUUAGCAUCGGGUGCUGGGAUUUUAUCAAUAGUAUGUGCAAUACCAGGACUACGCCCACCUCCUUGUGACGUUAAUAGUAAUACAUGCAUACAGGCAAAUGGAUUACAAGUUGGACUCAUAAAUCUUGCUCUAUACGUGAUCGCAGUUGGAGAAGGAGGACUUAAAGCUAAUGUGUCAGGAUUUGGAACAGAUCAAUUUGAUGAGAAGGAUAAGAAAGAAAAAUCCAUGAUGGAUUACUUUUUUAGUAGAUUUUUUUUUAUCAUCAGCCUUGGAACUUUACUCAGUUUCACUUUGGCAGUCUACGUACAAGAUUAUGUGAGCCGAAGUUGGGGAUACGGGAUUUGCUGUUUUGCCUUCUUGAUUGGAAUUCUUAUAUAUAUGUCGAGGUAUAGAAGUUACAGGUACAAGAAAAGCGUGGGAAGUCCCGUUGUUCAAAUACUCAACGUUUUGGUGGCUGCUCUACGGAAGAGGAAACUCCAGUAUCCUACCAACGUCGAUGCCUUGUAUGAUGACUCUACUGACACCGCUCCAAGAAUCCGUCACACUGACCAACUUCGUUGCUUCGACAAGGCUGCAAUCAUAGACAAAGAUGACUAUGAUAGUAACGGUUCUGUGGUUCGAAACCAUUGGAAACUAUGUUCAGUCACAAAGGUAGAGGAAGUGAAAAUGAUGGUUAGGUUAUUGCCGAUUUGGGCCACCACAAUCUAUUUCUGGGUCAUACAUUCACAAGUGUUGACCUUCUCUGUGGAGCAAGCUUCAACAGUAGAUAGAUCAAUUGGGAACUUUCAAAUUCCUCCAGGCUCAUUCAAUGCCUUCUAUAUUUUUGGAAUAUUGGUUGGUGGUAUUUUCUACGACCAGGUGAUCAUUUCCUUGAUGAAGAGGUGGAAAGGCAGACAUGGUUUUACCAACUUUCAAAGAAUAGCCAUCGGGUUUGUCAUUGGCAUUUUGGCCAUGGUAGUAGCUUCAAUCGUGGAGACACGACGGAUCUCCGUCAUUAAAUCUGUGGGUGGGAAUGUCGUAACUUUGCCUCUAAAAUUCUACAUAUUGAUCCCACAGUUUUUCAUUGUUGGGGUGGCAGAAGCAUUCAUGUAUAGUGGUCAACUUGACUUCUUCAUAACCCGAUCUCGAAAAGGGAUGAAGUCGAUAAGCACUGGGCUUUUCCUCUCAACUAUAGGACUUGGGUUUUUUAUUAGCUCCUUCAUGGUCUCCAUAAUCAAUAGUGUGACUGGAACUCAAGUUGGCACUGGAUGGCUAACCAGUAACAUAAACUAUGGAAAACUAUACUAUUUCUAUGCUCUUAUUGCCGGGUUAGUCGUCAUAGACUUUAUAUUCUAUCUUCUUUGUGCCGUAUGGUAUGUAAGGACAAUGAAGGAUGCUUCACAAAUAGAGAGUAUCGUUGUAAGUUCUGAAGAGGAAGAGAAACAUGCCAUGCAGAUGAAGGACGUCGACACCCUUACAGCUUCUACAGAUUGA